GUCGACUACACUGUGAUUGGUGGCAGUUGCAGCAGUUGGGCAUUUGAGGGAGGAACGCUCCGGAAGAGAGGUUAGAGAGCCCACAAGUGCAGAAAACUUUGAAAAAGUCUGAAAAGAGAGACUUGGGAUCAUACAUGCCUAGAGGGAGUUGGGAGCUACUUUAACGAUUAGCAAUCCCUAUCAUUUAGGAAAGUGUUUGCUAUAAUUUGAAUAUUGGAAAAGGAUAGCCAGGGCCAUGGUGCGACCACUGGGGAGGCUCCUGGUUGCAGGGGUACUCCUUUACAUCGAGACUGUUCUAGGUCAGCAAGGAGUCAGCUUCUCAAGUAGUAGAGUUCCAGAUUCCCAGUCCUUGACGGGACCCAACGUAUGCGGAAACCCGUUUAAUCCUCACUGCUGUGCCGGGUGGUCAACAACAUUAGGGGGAAAUAAAUGCACAGUGCCUAUCUGCGAGAGGUCGUGUGGAGACGGUACUUGUAUCAGGCCAAAUCUUUGCCUUUGUCCUGAUGGUAGACUGGCCUCUUCGUGUUCGACAAAAGCUUCUUCAAAACGCAAACCAUCAUCCUACAGCUUGUAUGCAUCUUCGUCAUCAAGGGUUGCAGCUUCAAAGCAAAGCAGUGGGUACAAGAGACCCUCCUCAUCUGCAGCAGUCUCCUCAUCCUCUUACCAGUCUGCACAGUCAAGUGGGGUGCAGUCCUACCAGUCCAGGCUUGCAGCCUACAGAGCCAGCCAAGCAAAUCAGAAAAAGAAAUACCAGGCUGCCAGAGAAAAGGACAGAAGGUACCAAAAUCAGCAGCCUGUAGCACAGAGACCAGUGGUCCAGCAACCACAGCAACCUAACUUUGGGUAUGUCCAGCCACAGCAGUUUGGCAGUGCAAACCCAUGUUUGAAUGGGGGCAGCUGGACAGGGAGUGUGUGCGUGUGCUUCUCUGGUUGGCAGGGACAGACUUGUGGACAGCCAAUAUGUAAUGGGGGCUGUCUGAACUCGGGUCGCUGUAUAGGGCCAGACAAGUGUGCAUGUAGCUAUGGGUAUUCUGGGCAGAGAUGUGAUCAAGAUUAUAGAACUGGGCCUUGUUAUACAGAGGUUACCAAUAACAUGUGCAAGGGGCAGCUCCCAGGGGUUGUAUGUACUAAGGCAUUGUGUUGUUCCACCAUUGGUAAAGCCUGGGGAAGACCAUGUGAACAGUGCCCACUAACCACACACCCAUGUAGGAGAGGCUAUAUUCUGAACCCUAGGGACAACACUUGUGAAGAUAUAAAUGAGUGUCAAGCCAUCCCAGGCCUAUGUAUUGGGGCUCCGUGUGUGAACACACUGGGCUCAUACAGGUGUGAGUGCACAGCAGGACAGAGGCGGAACCCAGUGACCAACGCUUGUGAAGAUAUAGAUGAAUGUCUUGAACAGCCUGGAAGCUGUCCCAAUGGAAUAUGUACUAAUACAGAAGGGAGCUAUUUUUGUACCUGCAAUGAAGGAUAUGAACUGUCCACAGACAGAACAGCCUGCAUUGCGGUUCAUCAGAAAUUCUGCUUCAGAAGUUACAGCAAUGGACGUUGUCAAAAUCAACUGACUACCUCUACCACUCUGAAGGACUGCUGCUGUACCCUAGGCAAAGGGUGGGGUGACCAGACUAUAUGCCAGGCAUGUCCAGAAAAAGGAACAGAGGCCUACGUAAAACUGUGCACCCCUCCUGGUGAAAUAAGCCAGGGUCUAAAUGAAUGUGCCAUAUUCGAUCACCUGUGCAAGAAUGGAAGGUGUAUCAAUACCCCAGGUUCAUUCAGAUGUGAAUGCUUUGCUGGGUAUAAAGAAGAUGCUAGUUCACAGUGCAUUGAUAUCAAUGAAUGCCAGGAAAGUGGGAUCUGUGCCAAUGGUAAAUGUGUCAACACCCCUGGCAGCUUCCAAUGUCUUUGUAAUACUGGGUUUGCUCUGCACAGUAGUGGAAGAUACUGCACAGAUAUGAAUGAAUGUGCAGAAGCAGGGAUGUGCCCCAAUGGAAAAUGUGUCAAUGUGGAUGGCAGCUAUAGAUGUAUUUGUAAUCCUGGCUAUAAGCAGAGUCCUAACCAGCAAAUUUGUAUAGAUGUUGAUGAAUGCUCAGAAAAUGGAAAGAUUUGCUUGAAUGGAUUUUGUAUGAACAAACCAGGAACAUACACAUGUGCUUGCAAGCCUGGCUAUGAACUGUCACCAGAUGGAGCCUUCUGUCUGGAUUAUGAUGAAUGUAAGACAACAGGGAUGUGUAGCAACGGAGAAUGUGUUAAUAUGCAUGGCAGUUACAAGUGCAUCUGUAUGACAGGGUAUAUCCUCUCUCAUGAUGGAAGAGUCUGCAUAGAUGUCAAUGAAUGUGAGGUGGUGCCCAAUGCAUGUGUAAAUGCCCAAUGUAUCAACAACCAGGGCAGUUACCGCUGUGAAUGCUCAGACGGAUUUGAACUGGGACCUGACAGAAAAACAUGCCUUGAUACCAAGCCUGGGCUUUGCUUCAUGAAGAUAGAAAGAGGCCAGUGUACUAACCCCAGCAACCAGCUAUUCACCAAGUCACAGUGCUGCUGCAUGGUGGAUAGCAUGGAGGCACCAGGACAUGGCUGGGGCAGUCCAUGUCAGGCAUGUCCAACUCCUGGAACCAGUGACUAUAGAAGACUCUGUGCACAUGGGAAAGGCAUGGACAAUGCAGGAAAUGAUAUAAAUGAAUGUGCUUUGAACCCUGCCAUAUGUCCCAAUGGUGCCUGUGAGAACUUGGAGGGUUCUUAUCGUUGUGUGUGCAAUGCUGGGUACCAGGUUGACAGUACUGGAAAGGUUUGUUAUGACAUCAAUGAGUGUGCAGUGAAUCCUCAACUCUGUGAGAAUGGUCAGUGUCGUAACACACCAGGAUCUUUCUCUUGUGUAUGCCCUACUGGAUUCCGUCUGAAUACAGUUACAAAGAAGUGUGAUGACAUUAAUGAGUGUGUUGAGGAGAGCAAUAGAUGUGUCAAUGGUCAGUGUGUGAAUACUCCAGGAAGUUACUCUUGUGAGUGUGGUCCAGGGACCAUACUGGACUCCACUGGCCGUGUGUGCAUGGAUAACCGCCAGGGCACCUGCUGGAGUGUGUAUAAAAGAGGUGCCUGCGAGGGUCAAAUCUCUAUGACCACCACCAAGGCUGAGUGCUGCUCUACUAUUGGCAAGGCAUGGGGAAGUCCAUGUGAGAAGUGUCCAGACAGAACAGGACCCCAGGCUCUGAAGUGUCCUAGAGGCUAUGCUCUGAUCAAUGGGGUGACUUGCACAGAUGUGAAUGAGUGUGAAAUCUUUGGGGAGAUCUGUAAAGGUGGUGGCCAGUGUGUUAACACAGAGGGGUCCUUCCAUUGUACCUGUCCACCUGGACUUUCCCUGGACAGCACUGGCAGGAGAUGUAUAGAUUUGCGACAAGCUACUUGUUACAUGACAUACAGCAGAGGUGUGUGUAAAGAUGCCCUCAGUGGGAACUAUCUCCGCUCAAGCUGCUGCUGCUCUAUUGGCCAGGCCUGGGGAUUUGACUGUAAGGCCUGCCCAGCCAAGGGAACUGAGGAGUACAAGGACCUGUGCGGUACCCGUGGUCCAGGCCAUACAGGGCCAGACAGAGAUAUCAAUGAAUGCACUCAGUUCCCAGAGCUGUGUAAAAAUGGUUACUGCAGGAACACUAUUGGCAGCUUUGAAUGCCGGUGCCACCAGGGCUAUGCAGUAGAUAAUACUGGAAUGAACUGCACUGAUAUAGAUGAGUGCAGUAUCUCCCCUACUAUUUGUGGCAAUGGAACAUGUGUUAAUGUAGAGGGGACAUUCAGAUGUCUUUGUCUCCAAGGUUUUGAGACAAUGGGCAUUAUGAAAGUGUGCAUGGAUAUUGAUGAAUGUGCCCGUAAUCCCAUGCUGUGUCGAGGUGGCCAGUGUAUUAACACAGCAGGCAGCUUCAACUGUCACUGUCCUGAUGGGUUUGAGCUGAUGCCUGGUGGAGAUGCCUGCAAGGAUGUGGAUGAGUGCUCUCUGGACAGCAGCAUUUGCUCCAAUGGACACUGUGAGAACUUCAUGGGAGGAUACCAGUGUGUGUGUGAUGAUGGGUUCAAGCCAAAUCCUACAAAAACUUCAUGUCUAGACAUAAAUGAAUGCCAGGUGAAUAAUGGAGGUUGCCAAACACAGUGUAUCAAUACACCAGGCAGCUAUGAAUGUGCCUGUAACUCUGGAUACGUCCUCAUGCCUGACGGAAAGAGAUGUAUUGAUGUGGAUGAAUGUCGUGAGAAGCCAGACAUCUGUGGAGGAGGUACCUGUAUUAAUUUACCUGGGACAUACAGGUGUAACUGUGGCCAAGGACUGACACUGUCACCAGACCAGAAACAGUGCCUAGAUAUUGAUGAAUGUUCCCUGAACCUGAACAUGUGCCAGAAUGGCGUAUGUUUAAACACUGCAGGUUCCUAUGAAUGCAAGUGUGACAUUGGUUACUCAGUCAAACCUGGCAACCCUGCUUGUACAGAUGAUGACGAGUGUGGUCUGGGCAUCUCAAAGUGUGACCAGAAUGCUGUGUGCGUUAACACCCAGGGCUCCUACAAGUGUACAUGCCAGGCUGGCUAUACUGGGGAUGGAAUCACUUGCAGAGACAUUAAUGAGUGUGUUCGCAACAAUGGUGGCUGUGACCAGAAUGCAGAUUGUGUUAAUGAGCCUGGAAGCUUUAAAUGUUUCUGUCAAGAGGGCUUUGAAGGAGAUGGCUUUGACUGUAGGGAUAUCAAUGAAUGUGAAAUGUUCCCCAACCUGUGUGUACAUGGCCAGUGUGUUAAUAUAUUUGGAAUGUUCCGCUGUCACUGUGACCAAGGAUACAAGUUAGAUGGUGGAGGAGGAAACUGCACUGACAUAGACGAGUGUGAGGAUCCGUCCAACUGUCAGUUUGGUACCUGUAUUAACAAACAAGGCAGCUAUACUUGCCAGUGUCCACCUGACUUUGAACUCAUUCCAUCUGGUAAAGGCUGUGUUGACAAAAGGAUAGGGAUCUGUUACAUGGACAUAUCAUACCGUGGUGACUUUGGUCGUAUAUCCUGUGAGAGAGAAAUGCAAACACGUGUGGGGAAGGCAACGUGUUGUUGUUCAGCAGGGCGUGGCUGGGCAGCAGGACCAGGGGCUUGUGAACCCUGUCCCUCCAAUGCCACCAGGGAGUACCAGGAGCUCUGUCCUGGAGGACCUGGCUUCAUACCCAAUAAACUCUCUCUCAUUGCGGAAGAUAUUGAUGAGUGCAAAGAAACCCCAGAUAUCUGUAAAUCUGGAAAGUGUGAGAACACAUUUGGCAGCUACAAGUGUGUCUGCCCCUCUGGAUAUAAAUACAACUACCAACAGAAACAGUGUAUUGAUGUGAAUGAGUGUGAGCUCAGUCUGGCAGUCUGUGGUGUAGGGACUUGUGUAAACACGGAUGGAAACUACACCUGUAUUUGCCCACCUGGACACAUGCUCAUGCACCAUGGCAGAGACUGUAUGGACAUGAGACAUGGUAACUGCUACCUGCAGGUCUUCAACUCCACCACACCACCAUACAAUUAUGUCUGUGACAACCCUCUGUCUGUGAACCUCACCAGGAAAGUGUGUUGUUGCUCAGUGGGACAGGCCUGGGGAUCUCCAUGUGAGGCAUGUCCAAGAGCCAAUACAGAGGCCUAUUUCCGCCUAUGCCCUGGCCCUGGUACUGAGAUAGACAUGACAGGCAUGCCCUCAGACAUCAAUGAGUGUGCCACCAUCCCAAACCUCUGUCUCAAUGGACGCUGUAUAGACACCAUUGGAAGCUUCCGCUGCGAGUGUGAUGCUGGAUACAGAUAUGAUCCUAGUCUACACAUCUGUCAAGAUAUAAAUGAAUGUCUAGAGGGCCCAUCUCCUUGUGUUGGAAAUGCUCAAUGUGUUAAUGUUCCUGGCAGUUUUACUUGCAUGUGCCCAGCUGGAUACAAGCUUUCUCCCAAUGAAAGGACAUGCAUAGAUGUUGAUGAGUGUAAGGAGCUGACUGGCACCUGCAUGAAUGGAGGCUGUCACAACUUGAUUGGCAGUUUUAACUGUAUCUGCAGACCAGGCUUUAGACUGUCACCAAGCAGAGAUGUUUGCUUAGAUGUGGAUGAGUGUGCCACCAUGCCAAAUGCCUGUAGGAAUGGUACCUGCAGGAACACCAAGGGGUCUUAUGAAUGCUCUUGCUUUGAAGGAUUUGCUUUGACAGAUAACAAUGAUUGUUUUGAUAUUGAUGAAUGUAGAAACCAGUUUGGUAUAUGUCAGAAUGGCAGAUGUAGGAACAACAUUGGUAGCUUUGAAUGUGUUUGUCAGAAUGGGUAUACAACUACUGAUGAUGGACAGAACUGUAGGGACAUCAAUGAGUGUGUGGAGGUGCCAGGCAUGUGUCGCAAUGGUCAGUGUCAGAAUAUAGAGGGGUCAUUCCAAUGUACAUGUCCAGAUGGGUUCCAACUGUCCAUCAAUGGGGAUGAGUGCAUAGAUGUGAAUGAGUGCACCAGUAUUCCAGGCAUCUGUGUCCUAGGACAGUGUAGGAACACUAUUGGAAGUUUUGUAUGCACCUGUCCCCCUGGUUACAUACUCACCAACAGUGGCAGAAACUGUAAAGAUAUGCGCACUGGCAACUGUUUUGAUCGGUUUGUGAGUGGCAGUUGUUUAAAUCCCAGAGCAAUGAAUAUGACACAAGAUAUUUGCUGUUGCUCAGAUGGAGCGGCUUGGCAGGCAGCCAGGGGAGGGAUAUGUGAAGUGUGCCCAAGGAAAGGAGAAGCUGCCUUUGAAUUGCUGUGUCCAGAAGGAAUGGGAUUUGUGAAAAGUAUAACAGGCAUGAAAGAUAUUGAUGAGUGUGUCAUGAAAACCAACAGUUGUAUCAAUGGUCGCUGCAUCAACACUGAUGGUGCCUAUAGGUGUGAGUGUGAGGAAGGCUACAAACUAGACAGCAGUGGAGUGAGAUGUGUUGAUGUUGAUGACUGCAUUGAGGUGCCAGGGAUAUGUGGGGAGGGCAGCUGUACCAACUUGGUUGGAGGGUUUGAGUGUACCUGCAGACCAGGCUAUGAACCUGGACCUAGAGGAAUAUGUGUUGACAUCAAUGAAUGCAAGCUUAAAGACGACUUCUGUGCAUUCCGUUGCCAGAACAUUCCAGGCUCUUUUAGAUGUAUCUGCCCUAAGGGAUAUCAGCUCGCGGAAGAUGGCAGACACUGUGAAGAUGUGGAUGAAUGCCAGACCCCAGCCAAUGACUGCAAGUUUGCCUGCAAGAAUCUUGUGGGAUCAUUUAUGUGUAUCUGCCCUGAAGGCUAUAGACAAGUGGGCAUAACUGAUGAAUGCAGGGAUGUUGAUGAAUGUAGAGAGCAGAUAGGAGUAUGUGGACAGGGAAGAUGUUAUAAUACACCUGGUAGCUAUCGCUGUGAUUGCUUCCAAGGAUUCAAACUCAGCACAGACGGAAAGACAUGUAUUGACACACGUGAGGACUUCUGUUACACUCAGAUCAUAAAUGGACGUUGUACUGGUCAGCGGUCAGAGCUGGGAAAAGUGACCAUGUACCGCUGUUGCUGUGCCAGAGGUGCUGCUUGGGGAAGAGAAUGCCAGAGAUGUCCUCAAGCUGGGACAGCUGCUUUCAAACAAAUGUGCCCAUUUGGCCCUGGAUACACUCCAGAUGGCAAGGAUAUUGAUGAAUGCUUGUCCAUGCCUCAAGCCUGUAGACAUGGUCGCUGUCUGAACACUCUGGGCUCAUAUAGAUGUGUAUGUGACAAAGGAUGGAAGGUUUCGGACAGUGGAAAUGCUUGUGAAGAUUUGAAUGAGUGUACAUUAGACAAUCCCCCCUGUGAACACAACUGCCAGAACCUGAUAGGUAGCUACAAAUGUUCCUGUCCCAGAGGAUUUAUCCUCAACCCAGAUGGCAGGACUUGCAGAGAUUUGGAUGAGUGUGCCACCCUGCGUCACAACUGUCCCAUAUCAAGCCAGUGUGUCAACACCCCAGGCAGCUUCCAGUGUACAUGUGGGCCUGGCUACAGGCAGAUUGGGCUGAACUGUCUUGACAUUGAUGAAUGCCGUGAAAACCCAACCCUUUGUUCUCUUGGGCGGUGCCAGAACACCCCAGGCAGCUACAAGUGCUUCUGUGACCGGGGCUACACUCUCAGCCCAGAUGGAAACAUAUGCAUGGAUGAAGAUGAGUGCAAGCAGCGUAAUAUAUGUGGCAAUGUUGCUGAAUGUCUGAAUACCAUGGGCAGUUACCAGUGCACUUGUCCACAAGGCAUGAGAUAUGAACCUCAGAGCAGAACAUGCCUGCAAGGCUUUGGUCCAGAUGGAACUGGUCCAGAUGGUAUUGGUCCUGGUGGCAUUGGUCCUAGUGGAAUCCGCCCGGGAUAUGGAUGUGGAACCCCUUGUUUAUUCUCUUGCAUUCAAUUAAGCGUAGGACCAACAUGUGGAUGCCCCUCAGGAUAUCAGCUAGUUGGACAGGGCCACUGUGUGUCUGCAGGGGGACCCUCUGAGUACGAGCAGCUUGCAAACAAAUAUCCCCAGGGAGUGAACCUACCCCAUGUCCCAAGUUCCCGUGACCAUACACUGCCAGCUGGAGAGGGCUGUUAUGAAUGUGAUACAUUACCAGAUGAGCCACCAGGUGGCGUUCCACUGUACAGAGGCCGGCCAGCCAGGGCAAGACACCUCAGGAACAAACGCUCAGUGGACAGCUUCCUAAAGGCUGUUGGGAUGAAGACCAGUGAGGACCAUAUAGACAGAGAGACCAUUAGCUCAGAUCUCAAGAUGCUCAACCCCAAUGACACUCUAAUCAUUCAUCUGACAAAGAAACAAGCCAGACCCAAAGUAAAUGUGAUCAAAGUGUUGCCAGCUUUGCAAGUUCUUGAAGACAAUAUACUAUAUAAAAUUACAAAGGGGAAUGAAAAUGGCAUCUUUUCAAUGCACGAAAAGAAGGGAAUCAGCUCAUUACAUUUCACACAUAAAGUCAAAGAGCUUGCAGAGUACAAUUUAGAAAUAACGGGCACACCAAUUAGAGGUGAACAUGAAGUAAUAGAAAAUGUCAAAUUAGAGCCAGUAGUUAUUAAAAUUAAACUGAUGGUUCAAUAGCAGUGUUGAAGUUUUUUAUUGGCACACUAAUUGCAUUUGUUAUUAAGUUAAUUUAAUAAAGAUGGGCUGUUGAAAAAAAACAUCAUUACCAACCCAUGUAAGAAAUUAUACAUAGUUUCAUGGUGAAUUCUAAAAACUGCCAUCAAGGAUUUACUGCUCAGAAGGGUUUUAUUUUCAACUCGAGAUCAGAAAUUAAAACCAAGAUAAUCAUGUUUGAAUAUCAAAUCUACAAGUAAUUUGAAUCUUCAAGAUUUUUACAGCUGUUCCCAAUAUAGGUUUAACAGUGUACAUUAGUGCUCAUUUCUGAGAAAACUGUAUUAGGAUCAAGUAUUAAUACUUAUGUGAUGCCCUAAAGGCAGCCAAGUGAUAUGGUCGCUGUACAAUCUGUCAAGUUCCAUGUGUCAUACCAACAUGUUUGUGAUGCUAUAAAAGAUAAAAUUCCAAUAUGUGCAAACAUAGCAUUGCAGUUGUUCAUGUGCUUGACUCUUAACAAAAUCGCUUGUGUUAAUAAGGAUGAUGUCAAAGAAAAUAAAAGGUUCUCACUAACUAUAAUUUAAAAGAAAAAACGUUUUCAUUUGUACCAAAUGUUCUGGUUGGUACUAUAUUGCACUAUUAUAUGUUCAUGUUGUGUGAUACAUGUCAGAAAUGCAUUUUAUAAAAGACGCUAUAAUCAUGUGUAAGGAUGAUAUAUAUGAGUAUUAACUUCAUAAAAUAUAAAAAAAAUAUUUUUUAAGUCCGAUGUUACAGGCUUUAAAUGUUUGCAUGUUUUCUAAAUAGCCUUAAAUGUAUCAGUAUACUGCAGUUUAUAUUACUAUCAAGGUGACAAUCUGUAGUUAGAACAGCUGAAGCACUUCAUCUUCUGUGGGAUAAGUGUUGUUAAGUGUACAUACAAGAUGUAAAACUUGUUAUUAACUGGUCUUUAUUACAAUGACAAGUACUGCAAUUGAAUAUAGAUCAAUUCAUAAUUGUAAUGAAUAAGCUUAUGUUUAAGGAACUGAGUGUUAUAGAAUGCUGAUGUGAUUGUCCAGAGUGAAAAAUCUACAGUAAAACGACCACUUAUGCAAGAUAAUGCAACAAAUGUUAAUUCAGCAUUAACAGCAAAAUAAAAAGAAGUAUUAUGAGAAAAUGGAGGACUAUGAAAGCAGGAAAGCUUCCCUGGGGGUUACAUGGUCAGUUAUAAAAAAUAAUCUCUAAAAUCACUCACAAUGUGUUCAACUAGCUUCCAGGAGGAGAUUAAGAAAGUCUUUGAAGAUCUUUCAAUUCAGGUCAGCCACCUUGCUCAGAGCAAUCCUGCAUAAUUGGUCUUUGCCUACACCUCAAACCAGAACAAUUGGAAUUUAGGUAUCACUUUUCCUCAGUAAGAAGUUCAAUACUGAUAUAAUUUGUUACAAGUACUGAUUUUAACUUGGGGCAUAUAUGCUAUAUUCAGGGUGCUAGUAUUAAAUAGGAACAAUACUUUUUGAAAACACAACACAAAAUAUCUGCUUUAAGGUGAGGAAAAGAUUGCUCUGAUUGGUGCUGUGUAGGAACUGUUGACUGUCAAGGCCAUAUGGGUCUGACUAGAGAAGGUUGUAAUGUACUUUUAUUAUUACAUGUACUUGUGUUAUUAUACAGCAUAGCUGGGAGAAAUAAAAAACGUAAAAAAAGUU
Lingula anatina is the source of this 10677-nucleotide messenger RNA. RefSeq names its product fibrillin-2. Gene Ontology annotation, molecular function: calcium ion binding. The record is from RefSeq and is a predicted model, not a curated record. NCBI's taxonomy places the organism in Eukaryota, Metazoa, Brachiopoda, Lingulata, Lingulida, Lingulidae.